Molecule: messenger RNA, 3807 nt
Organism: Arachis ipaensis
Lineage: Eukaryota; Viridiplantae; Streptophyta; Magnoliopsida; Fabales; Fabaceae
Product: ABC transporter C family member 5
Biological process (GO): transmembrane transport
Cellular component (GO): membrane
Molecular function (GO): ATP binding; ABC-type transporter activity; ATP hydrolysis activity
Source: RefSeq, a predicted model, not a curated record
GAACAUGAGGAUUCUCAAGUUGCAAGCUUGGGAAGACAGGUAUCAAAUAAAGUUAGAGGAGAUGCGUGGAGUCGAGUUCAAAUGGCUUCGAAAAGCGUUGUACUCGCAAGCUUUCAUAACAUUCAUAUUCUGGAGCUCCCCCAUUUUUGUUUCAGCUGUCACUUUCGCUACAUGCAUAUUGCUGGGUGGAGAGUUGACUGCAGGUGGUGUGCUUUCUGCUUUGGCUACUUUUAGAAUCCUCCAAGAACCUCUCAGGAAUUUUCCGGACUUGGUUUCAACAAUGGCUCAGACUAAGGUUUCGAUUGAUCGAAUAUCUUCUUUCCUGCUUGAGGAAGAGUUGCAGGAAGAUGCAACUAUUGUCUUACCUCAUGGAAUCUCUAAUGUUGCAGUAGAAAUUAAGGAUGGUAUCUUCUGUUGGGACCCUUCAUCAUCUUCUAGACCAACUCUAUCAGGGAUUCAUAUGAAGGCCGAAAAAGGAAUGCGUGUGGCUGUUUGUGGUAUGGUUGGUUCCGGGAAAUCAAGUUUUCUUUCUUGCAUCCUUGGAGAGAUUCCUAAGCGUUCCGGCGAAGUAAGGGUGUGCGGCUUGUCUGCAUAUGUCUCGCAAUCAGCAUGGAUACAGUCUGGAAACAUAGAGGAAAAUAUUCUGUUUGGAAGCCCAAUGGACAAAGCAAAGUACAAGAAUGUUCUUCAUGCUUGUUCUCUUAAGAAGGACUUGGAGCUUUUCUCACAUGGUGAUCAAACAAUUAUUGGUGAUAGAGGCAUAAACCUGAGUGGUGGCCAGAAGCAGCGUGUUCAGCUCGCACGAGCACUCUACCAAGAUGCUGAUAUUUAUCUUCUUGAUGAUCCCUUUAGUGCAGUUGAUGCUCACACCGGAUCAGAAUUGUUUAGGGAGUAUAUAUUGACAGCACUAGCAAAUAAAACAGUAAUCUAUGUGACACAUCAAGUUGAAUUUCUUCCUGCUGCUGAUUUGAUACUGGUUCUCAAAGAAGGCUGCAUCAUACAAGCUGGAAAAUAUGAUGAUCUCUUACAAGCAGGAACAGAUUUUAAUGCUCUAGUUUCUGCUCACCAUGAAGCCAUAGAGGCUAUGGAAAUUCCUAGUUUCUCAUCUGAAGAUUCCGAAGAACAUUUAUCCUUAAAUGCAUUGGUUAUAUCCAGUAAGAAGUCUAUUUGUUCCACAAAUGAUAUUGACAAUUUGGCAAAGGAACUGCAAGAGGGAUCAUCGAAUUCAGAUCAAAAAGCGAUUAAGGAGAAGAAGAAAACAAAACGCUCAAGGAAAAAGCAACUAGUUCAAGAAGAGGAGAGGGUCAGAGGUAGAAUCAGCAUGAAGGUUUAUUUGUCAUACAUGGCAGCAGCAUAUAAAGGGUUAUUGAUUCCUCUCAUAAUCAUGGCGCAAACGUUAUUUCAGUUUCUACAGAUUGCUAGUAAUUGGUGGAUGGCUUGGGCUAACCCACAAACUGAAGGAGACCUGCCGAAAGUAUCUCCCACAGAGCUUCUUGUCGUUUACAUGGCCCUCGCUUUCGGCAGCUCCUGCUUUAUAUUUGUAAGGGCUAUUCUGGUGGCUACAUUUGGCCUUGCAGCAGCUCAGAAGCUGUUCUUGAAGAUGCUUAGAAGUGUUUUCCAUGCACCAAUGUCUUUCUUCGACUCUACACCUGCCGGACGGAUCUUGAAUCGUGUAUCAGUUGAUCAAAGUGUUGUGGAUCUUGACAUUCCUUUCAGACUCGGUGGCUUCGCUUCGACAACAAUACAACUUAUUGGUAUUGUUGGUGUGAUGACAGAAGUCACAUGGCAAGUUUUGCUCCUAGUUAUCCCAAUGGGUGUUGCUUGUUUGUGGAUGCAGAAAUACUAUAUGGCUUCCUCGAGGGAACUAGUCCGAAUUGUAAGCAUCCAGAAGUCUCCAAUUAUAAAUCUUUUUGCUGAAUCAAUUGCUGGAGCAUCUACAAUAAGAGGAUUUGGACAAGAAAAGAGGUUUAUGAAGCGAAAUCUCUAUCUUCUAGAUUGCUUUGCUCGGCCAUUCUUCUGCAGUCUUGCUGCUAUCGAAUGGCUCUGCUUGCGGAUGGAGUUACUGUCAACUUUUGUAUUUGCUUUCUGCAUGGUAUUACUUGUAAGCUUCCCCCAUGGAAGCAUUGAUCCCAGCAUGGCUGGACUUGCUGUGACUUAUGGACUCAAUUUGAAUGCACGUUUAUCGAGAUGGAUACUUAGCUUCUGCAAACUCGAAAAUAAAAUCAUUUCUAUUGAAAGAAUUUACCAAUACAGUCAAAUUCCAAGUGAAGCACCAGCAAUCAUUGAAGAUUUUCGCCCUCCACCCUCAUGGCCCGAAAAUGGAACAAUUGAAAUAAUUGAUCUGAAGGUGCGGUACAAGGAGAAUCUUCCUGUGGUACUUCAUGGAGUGUCAUGCACAUUUCCAGGCGGAAAAAAGAUCGGAAUAGUUGGACGUACCGGUAGUGGCAAAUCAACUUUAAUUCAGGCAUUGUUUCGGUUGAUUGAACCAUCUGAUGGGAGGAUACUUAUAGACAACAUUGAUAUUUUACAUAUUGGUCUUCAUGAUCUUAGGAGUCAUCUAAGUAUCAUACCACAAGAUCCAACCUUAUUUGAAGGGACCAUCCGUGGCAAUCUUGAUCCUCUUGAGGAGCACUCUGAUCAACACAUCUGGGAGGCAUUGGACAAGUCUCAACUUGGAGAUGUUAUCCGUGAAAAGGACCAAAAGCUUGACACACCAGUGCUGGAAAAUGGAGACAAUUGGAGCGUAGGACAGCGGCAACUUGUUUCCCUAGGCCGAGCUCUUCUGAAGCAAUCAAAAAUACUUGUACUCGAUGAAGCAACAGCAUCAGUUGAUACUGCCACUGAUAAUCUUAUCCAGAAGAUUAUCCGUGAUGAGUUUAAAGAUUGUACUGUCUGCACCAUUGCGCAUCGCAUUCCAACCGUUAUAGACAGUGAUCUUGUUCUAGUACUUAGUGAUGGUGUGUCACUGCAUUGCCAUACACAUUAUAUUAUUUGUUUUGUGCUUGCUAAUAAAGUUAUGUUUGUUUGUUUUAUUCUUCACACAGGUAGAGUUGCAGAAUUCGACACUCCAUCGCGACUAUUAGAGGAUAAAACCUCCAUGUUUUUGAAGUUGGUGGCGGAGUAUUCGUCAAGGUCAAGUGGCAUCCCAGCAGGAUAGAAAUCUCCAAAGGACGUCAAGCAAGGUUAUUGACUAAAGCUCAAUAUAGUUCAAGACAGUUCAAGAAUUGAUCAAGAAGAUAAGGUCCAAAGUUUGAUGUGAAAUUCAACACAUAAUAUAAGUCAUGUGAAUUUUUUACACGAGAUGAUCGAUUGUCAUGUUUGUCUUGUUGCCGCUACAUUCGUGGCAUGCAUGGACAUUGGAAAAAUGAAGAUAGGCGCUUCCCUACUUAUCAAUCAAUGGCACCUGUGGAAGGAAAAUUAGUUUUUAUAGUUUGAAGCUAACCAGCAGUUGAUACUUCCACUUUGAACCAAACUUGAGGAAUUAUGCUUGGUUUGCUUGCUUUUGUGCAAGUUGUAACAGAAUAAGAUGAUUGUCUGUGUUAAACCCAAAAAACAAAAUUAGGUUUAGAAUGAAGCAGGGGGGCAUUUUGAUUAGUGUUAGGAAAGGGUAGAGUUAAAAGGUUAAAGCUAGAUAAUUGUACACACGGAUUGCCCUGAGAAAAAGAAAAAAGAUAUUGGUCAUCCUUAGUCUUCUUAGUUAACUAGUUUUCUUAAUAUCAUCAUUUGUAAAUGGAAAUUGCUAUCCUUAGUCUUGUUCAAGUGUUAUCCUUCAGGUACUUACUCGAAAGAAAUCAAAAUUCAAAUCAA